Messenger RNA from Cryptomeria japonica (Japanese cedar), 944 nucleotides. Its product is annotated as MLP-like protein 423. The coding region runs from base 177 to 653 and encodes 158 amino acids. Gene Ontology annotation, biological process: abscisic acid-activated signaling pathway; defense response. NCBI's taxonomy places the organism in Eukaryota, Viridiplantae, Streptophyta, Pinopsida, Cupressales, Cupressaceae. Gene Ontology annotation, cellular component: nucleus; cytoplasm. The transcript has 2 exons. The record is from RefSeq and is a predicted model, not a curated record. Gene Ontology annotation, molecular function: signaling receptor activity; protein phosphatase inhibitor activity; abscisic acid binding.
UAAAUGUCAUAUUCAAACAGCUUUAUGAUGAAUUAUUAAAGCAAAAAUUAUGCUGGAGAGCGUGAAUACUUCAUAGCCCUAUUAGUAGACUUCAUAGCUUUAUAAGGCAGUUUAAGUCCCAGGUGAACCGCAUCCUAUGCUUUUGUUAUUAUUGUAGACUUCAGUGAAGAAGAGAGAUGGCACAUACUGUGAGUUGGGAGGCUGAGUUGAAUGUUCCUGCAAACCAAAUAUGGAAGGCCUUUGAGAAUUGUGCAGAUAUUUUUCCCAAGCUGAUGCCCAAUCACUUCAAAAGCAUUGAUGUACUUGAGGGAGAUGGCAUCAGCCCUGGAAGUGUUAGACUCAUUAAAUAUGGAGAAGGGUUUCAGUUGGCAACUUACAAAUUGGAAAAAAUAGAAUCCCUGGAUGAGGCGAAAAUGACUGCCACUCACACCGUGCUCAAUGGACAGAUAAUGAAUAAGUACAAGACAUACAAGCUGACAUUGAAGGUAAGCCCCGGAGCCACUUCAGCCACUUGCAUUGUGAAAUGGAUUAUUGAGUAUGAGCCGGCCCAUGAAGGUGAGGUUGCACACCCAGAGAAUGCCAAGGAAACUGCUGUACACACCUUCAAGGUCUUGGAAGAAUAUCUGCUCUCCAACCCACUUCCGGUGGCUUAGCAUAGCUGUUACUAUAUAUGUCCCUAUUGCUGAUUGAUCCUACACCUAAAUAAUUGAUUAGUGGUAUUAUGUGAUGAUAAAGGGUUAGAUUUAAGAAGUAUUUGUUUGAGCCUCUAUAAAGCCUUUUUUAUCCAUGAUCUCCAUUGGCUUGAUAUUUUAUAUCAGCAAUGGUGAUCUGUUCUGUGUGAAAGAAAGGUCUUGUAUGGCUUUGUGUUUUGAAUCAGCUUUGAUGGUGUACUCUGUGAUUUGUUGAAUGCUUUAUUAAGGUAUGAGUGUUCAGCUAUUAGUUUC